Molecule: messenger RNA, 825 nt
Organism: Arabis nemorensis
Lineage: Eukaryota; Viridiplantae; Streptophyta; Magnoliopsida; Brassicales; Brassicaceae
Source: the annotation of a GenBank genome assembly
AUGUGUGCCUUAACACCAACGAUGUUUCCUAACAAGCAACAAGAAUGGUACUCAUCUGCUUCAACAAUGGAGUAUCCAUGGCUUCAGUCUCAUCAAGUUGAUUCCUUUGCUCCUACUCUCCAAUAUGAUCUUCCUUCUUUCCUUUAUCCUAAUCCUUUAUUAGCCCAAUCAGAUGAUUCCAAGAGCUAUAAUCUUCAUCAUCAAAUAAGUCUUAGUCAUAGCAUUGGUACUAACAGUAACACUAACAAUGAUCAAGAAGUAAAUCUUGGAACGGUUUUGGAGAAGAAACUCAAUCACAACGCAAGCGAACGCGACCGUCGUAGAAAGCUUAACGGCUUAUACUCUUCCCUUCGUGAUCUCUUGCCUCCUUCUGAUCACAAGAGGAAGCUGAGCAUUCCAAUGACGGUAUCGAGAGUGGUGAAGUAUAUACCAGAGCAGAAGCAAGAGCUACAACGUUUGUCUCGAAAGAAAGAAGAGCUUUUGAAGAGAAUCUCAAGAAAAACAGCGACUUUGAAUCAUCACCAAGAACAGCUUAUAAACAGAUCAAUGAUGGACUCCAUGGAUUCUUCUAUGUCUCAACGGAUCGCAGCAAAUUGGAUCACUGACACAGAGAUUGCUCUCCAGAUUGCUACAUCGAAAUGGACAUCUAUCUCUGAUAUGUUGCUUAGGUUAGAAGAAAACGGGCUUCAUGUCAUAAGUGUCUCUUCUUCGGUUUCUUCCACCGCAAGGAUCUUCUAUACUCUUCAUCUUCAGAUGAGAGGAGAUUGCAAAGUGAGAUUGGAGGAACUCGAUGAUAUGAUCUUCGGAUUACGCCAAUCAUAUUGA